GUCAACGUGGCUUUGUCUAAGCACAGUCAAGGCUCGUCCGUUUUUAACUCUCGCAGUGUGUCGCGCCCAACAUCUGCGACAUCUUUUUGCGUUCUUUUUUUGCUUGUUUUUUCGCGGAAAGACCGAUUCUCGUCUGGUUAUCGUCUGCGGAUCUCUCCCUUACAGUCUUAUCUGUCUCGACUGACGUGGCCAGCUGCAGAUAGAGGAACCUAACGUCGUGGCGUGCCAGGAGUGUAAAACGUAUAUACUUUCCCGCGACCACCUCGCCCCAGGAACCCCAAAUUCGCAAGAUAAGGGCGUGCGUGUGUGUGUGUGCUGUGGUCCGCGUUUUGUCGAGGAAUCGAAUCGGAGUGGAUCAUAGAUGGCUUUCGGCGUUCGGAGUUGGUCGGGCCGGUUGGCGGCAUGCUUCCUGUGCGUGCUGUGCAUCGUGGGCUCGUACCGCGCCGUCGCCGAAGCAGGCACCCCGGAAACAUCCGACGACAAGCUGGCUACGGUCCGCAGGAAGUACGGCCGAAAAGACAUUAUUCAGGACAUAGAGCAUCUCAAAGAAGAUCUGAAGAUGAUCACGGAUCUGCAACUGGAAGGCAAGCUCACGGAAGACGAGACAGUGUUCUAUUUUUUUCGGAUGCACGACUUCGACAACAACAACAAGCUGGAUGGUUUAGAGCUCCUGGCAGCCAUGCAACACACGGAAAACCACGACCAUUCGUCAUCCAACACCGACUCUGACAAGAAAGUUGACAUUCAGCGGUUUAUAAUGUCCGUGGACUCCCUUCUGCUGCUUGACAAGGAUAACGAUGGAUUCCUUGAGUACUCCGAACUGCAGGCUUCGGCCGACGACGAAUCCUAAAAGCAAGCUUUGCGCGCGUGUUCAAAAUGAGCACGGCACGCCUUUGGAAUGUGCGGUACCGAGUCCGGGCACAUUUAUGUCCUAGUCAUUCUUAACCCGAGAACCGUGUGAACGUUACGUGUACUAUUAAUCAACCGUGAGAUUUCGGAUGGCUGAGCUUGCAGACCAGAUCAGUCACGUGGCACAAGGCUGACGGUUCAUUUGUUCCGUACAUUCUAAAAAAAGCCCGUGGAUCCGCUUUCCCGCGCAACACCCGGAGAGCCAAUCGCGGCAUCUUACGAAGGCAGCUCGGCGAAUGACGAUGCGGAAAUAUAUGUUUAGACCAAAACACGCAGUCUGAGUUGUGACAUUAAGCAAUGCAAGCGUGACGGUUUGCAUUGCUUAAUGUCACAACUCAGACUGCGGUUUUUGGUCUAAACAUAUGUUUUGGCAUCGUCAUUCGCCGAGCUGCCUUCGUAAGAUGCCGUGGUUGGCUCUCCGAGUGUUACGCGGGAAAGCGGAAGCACGGGCUUUUUUUUUUUUUAGAGUGUAGGUGCUAACAGUUUCACUUCAUUGGCAGUUUCUUAUUCGGAAGACCCAUAGUGUUUAAAAAGAAAAGUUGGCAACAAAUGACAUCACCUGGUAGCAGAAGAUCAGAUUAUAAACGAACAAAAAACAAUAGGUUCCGUGUUUUUUUGUUUUUUUUUUUAGCACCAGAAAUGUGUGCUAUGCUACGAGUAUUACCGAUGGCAAUACGCAAAGAGAUCAACUAAGAUUUCCCAAACUGCCAGUUCGAGCGCAAGCUAUUCUUGAAUAUUGAGGGAAAUCGCAUGGUGGGGCGCUGGUUAAAUGUGGUUCGAGUUGUGGUGGUCCAUUGGUUAUUGAUUAGGGUUAUAAGGGUGCUUCUUUAGCUACAUAGAUUGUCAUUUGACUUUAUACAGAGUGGCCGAGAAAUAUAUUCACUGUAUAAUAUUUGCCACAUAUUUAUUCUCGACGAAUGUCUUUUGAUAAUGUUUAGCAUAUGUUAACAAAUAACAAAUUGGUCGCCCUUUUCGACAUCGAUGUGCUAUUUUAGAAUGUAGGAGUUUCAAUAUUUCUAGUAGGCUAAUGCCAAUUCGCAUUUUAUACGUAUUGAUAAUGAAAGUUGCUUCACCCUUGUGUUUUGCUUCAUUUACACCGAAGGAGUGAAUGUAUUCACAAAACAAUAAACCAGUUUACUGAAUAA
Messenger RNA from Ixodes scapularis (black-legged tick), 2054 nucleotides. RefSeq names its product multiple coagulation factor deficiency protein 2 homolog. Gene Ontology annotation, molecular function: calcium ion binding. Lineage: Eukaryota; Metazoa; Arthropoda; Arachnida; Ixodida; Ixodidae. The coding region runs from base 362 to 850 and encodes 162 amino acids. The transcript has 4 exons. The record is from RefSeq and is a predicted model, not a curated record.